UUUCACAGUUUUGUUUGCGCUCGUUUUGCUUCAACGUGACACUUCCUUCCACUUCCGGGCAGCAGGUCACCAAACACAUGUGAUACCUGAAGAAAACAGGCGUUGAGUCGCAGCAGAGGUUUAACUAUCAGAAUGGAUGGGAAAGUUAAGAAACAGAAGCAGCACCAGCAGAAGCACAGUGGACCAAAGGCAGAGAAGAAGAAGGCUAAGAAGCAGAGAGGCUCGGCGGAGGAGGAUGAACGGAAACGCAACCCUAAAGCCUUCGCGGUUCAGUCUGCUACGCGAAUGGCCAAAACCUUCCACAGGGCCCAGGACAUAAAAACCAGAAAACACCACAUCCCUCUUGUAGACCGGACUCCCCUGAAACCACCUCCUAUAGUGAUUGUAGUUGUUGGGCCACCCAAGGUGGGAAAAAGUACUCUGAUCCGCUGCCUGAUCAAAAACUUCACAAGACAGAAGCUUGGGGAUAUAUGUGGACCUGUAACCAUCGUCUCUGGCAAGAAGCAUCGUCUGACUUUUGUGGAGUGUAACAAUGACAUAAACACAAUGAUUGAUCUCGCCAAGGUUGCUGACCUGGUUCUGAUGUUGAUCGAUGCGAGCUUCGGGUUUGAGAUGGAGACGUUUGAGUUUCUCAACAUCUGUCAGGUUCACGGUUUCCCUCGUAUCAUGGGUGUCUUAACUCACCUGGAUUCAUUCAAGAACAACAAAACGCUGAGGAAGACAAAGAAAAACCUCAAACAUCGCUUCUGGACAGAGGUGUACCAGGGGGCCAAGCUCUUCUACCUGUCUGGUAUGGUGUACGGUGAAUAUCAGACUCAGGAGGUGAAGAACCUCGGACGCUUCAUCUCUGUCAUGAAGUUUCGUCCUCUGGUUUGGCAGACCUCCCACCCUUAUGUGCUGGUUGACCGAAUGGAGGACUUGACAGACCCUGACAAGAUCAGGACAGACCCCAAGUGUGACCGGACCGUGUCUCUCUACGGCUACCUGAGGGGGACUCAUUUGAAAAACAAAGGGCAGGUCCACAUCGCAGGUGUAGGAGACUUUCAGGUGUCAGAUGUGAACUUCCUGCCAGACCCGUGCCCACUGCCAGACGCUCAGAAGAAACGGGCGCUGAACGAGAAAGAGCGUCUGCUGUACGCACCCAUGGCUGGAGUUGGAGGGGUCGUGUAUGACAAAGAUGCUGUUUAUAUUGACCUCCCAGCCAGCCACGUCAACCAGCAGCAGGAGGAGGUGCGGCCCACCACAGAGCUGGUCCAGUCUCUCAUCGACACACAUGCCACUCUGGAUGCCAAGAUGGCUGCCAGCAAGGUUUCUCUGUUUAGUGGCUCUGCAACCCUGGACCCUACAGACAUCAGCGAGCAGAGCAGUGAACAGGAGGGACUUCGAGAGAAAUCUGUUUGGGAUCCCAAGACCCAGAGAGAAAGGAGGAAGGUCCUCUUCACUGAGGAGGAGGAGGAUGAAGAGGAUGAAGAUGCCAGUGGAUCUAGUGACGAUGAGGCUGACGAAAGUGUAGAAGAGGAAGAUCAAAAUGAGGAUGACUUGUCCACAUUUCUCAAAGAGGCGAGACUGGAAUCCACAAAGGCCACAGCAGGUGGAGGUCCACCGGUGAAGAAACAGAAGCUGGAGGAGAAGGAAGGAGAAGGAGGAGAGACGGAGGAGCUGGCGUUUGCAGACAGCGAGGACGAGCUGGAGAACAGCUCAGAGGAGAGCGAAUCAGAGGGUGAGGCUGGGAGAGCACGAGACUCUGGACACUGUUCUGAAGAGGAGGAGGAGGAGGAGGAAAGCGACGAUGAAGAGGAGGAAGAUGAUGAUGAAGAUUCUGAAGAUGAAUCCAUGGAAGAGGAAGGAAGUGCAGCUGAUGACAUGGCGAAGAGUGAGAGUGAAGAAGAAGCAGAACAAGGGGCUCUGAGAUGGAAGGAAGGUCUGCAACAGAAAGCAUCAGAAGCAUUUCUACGGCAACAAGAAGCUGCCCCCAAUCUGAGGAAGCUGGUUUAUGGUUCAGUUGUCGAAGCAGAUGAUUCAGAGGAGGAGGAGGAGGAGGAGGAGCUGGGAGGACUGUUCAGAGUCAGCCGUCCUCAGAAGAGCAAAAAGUUUCAGGCCAACGCUCGGGAUUGCUCCCGUUUCAACCCCGACUCCUCCCACAACUGGGACCUGGAAGAGAUGUUAAACUCUAUCAGGGAUUGUUUUGUCACUGGAAAGUGGGAGGAAGGUCAGGAUGCGGCUACACUGCUGAAGGAGGACGAGGAGCUUUAUGGUGAUUUUGAAGAUUUGGAAACAGGAGAAAUCCACAAGGACCAAACUGGACAGCAGGAUGAAGCUGAGGAUAGUGAGAACGAUGAAGAUGAUGGUGACGAAGGAGAGGAGAGCCUGGUGAAGGUGGAUGAUGAGGAGGUCCAGAAGAACAAGCGUUUGGAGAAGAAACGGAGGCUAAAGGAGCGCUUUGAUGCAGAGUACGAUGACGGAGACGCCACUUACUUUGAUGACUUGAAGGAGGAGAUGCAGAAGCAGGCUGAGCUGAACAGAGCAGAGUUUGAGGACGUGGACGAUGAGACCAGAGUGCAGUAUGAAGGUUUCCGGCCAGGAAUGUAUGUCAGAUUAGAAAUCUCCCCGUUACCCUGUGAGUUUGUGACCAACUUUGACCCCCAUUACCCCGUCGUCCUGGGAGGCCUGGGCUCCAAUGAAGGCAACGUAGGAUAUCUGCAAAUGCGACUGAAGAAACAUCGCUGGUAUGAACGUAUCCUGAAAACACGAGACCCCCUCAUCCUGUCCUUAGGCUGGCGACGCUUCCAGACCAUCCCCCUCUAUCACAUCGAGGAUCACAACGGACGCCACCGGCUGCUCAAAUACACACCGCAGCACAUGCACUGUGGAGCAUCCAUAUGGGGUCCGAUCACACCACAGGGCACCGGCUUUCUGGCUGUGCAGUCGGUAGCAGGAACUAAAGUUAAUUUCCGUAUUGCUGCCACAGGAGUCAUCCUAGACCUGGAUAAAUCAGUGACGAUAGUAAAAAAGCUCAAACUGAUUGGUUACCCUUACAAGAUCUUUAAGAACACCUGCUUCAUUAAGGGCAUGUUCAGCACAGUGCUGGAGGUCGCUAAAUUUGAAGGUGCUUCUGUGCGAACGGUGUCAGGAAUCAGAGGUCAGAUUAAGAAGGCGCUAUCGACGCCUCCAGGAGCGUACAGAGCCACGUUUGAGGACCGACUGCUCAUGAGUGACAUCGUGUUCCUGCGCUCCUGGUAUCCAGUGUCUGUUCCUCAGCUCUACAACCCUGUUACUUCUCUGCUGCUGCCUGUGGGACAGAAGGACAGCUGGUCGGGCAUGAGGACACUGGGGCAGCUCAAACAUGACCUGGGCAUCCGCAACAAACCCAAUACUGACUCUCUGUACAAGCCGAUAUCCCGAGCCCAAAGGCACUUCAAUCCCCUGCACAUCCCCAAUGAGCUCCAGAAGGCUCUGCCCUUCAAGAGCAAACCCAAACAGCAGCAGCGUAAAGGGAAGACGCCUAAAGACCUCCAGAGACCCAGCGUCAUCAGAGAGCCCCACGAGAGGAAGGUGAUGGCCCUGCUCCACGCUCUGAGCACAGUCAAAAACUACAAGAGGAACAAGGCCCACACGCUGCAGCACGCCAAACACAAAGGUUUCCUCCAGCAGAAGAAGAAAGAGGAGGAGGCCAAGCUAAAGAGACAGAAGGAGGCGCAGAAAAAACUGUACCGUGUCAUGGGCCAGCUGGACAAGAAGAAGCAGAGGUCCAGUCUGAAGGGGGCAUCACAGGACGACUAAUUCACUCUAGAUGGACUCUCGAGGCAAAAGUCUGUUUUUUUCUGAGACUCUUGUUACUCUUUGGUAUGUGUUCCAUAACAGUUUUUUACUGUAUUGUAUUUUUUUAUAGUACUAAUCUGAAAACUGCUCUAAUGAUGUUGCAACUUGUAUCAAUAAAACACAAUCCAGACCUAAAAAUGUGA
Molecule: messenger RNA, 3962 nt
Organism: Amphiprion ocellaris (clown anemonefish)
Lineage: Eukaryota; Metazoa; Chordata; Actinopteri; Pomacentridae
Gene: bms1
Product: BMS1 ribosome biogenesis factor
Exons: 23
Coding region: 133-3780 (1215 amino acids)
Biological process (GO): endonucleolytic cleavage of tricistronic rRNA transcript (SSU-rRNA, 5.8S rRNA, LSU-rRNA); ribosome biogenesis; maturation of SSU-rRNA from tricistronic rRNA transcript (SSU-rRNA, 5.8S rRNA, LSU-rRNA)
Cellular component (GO): 90S preribosome; nucleus
Molecular function (GO): GTPase activity; GTP binding; U3 snoRNA binding
Source: RefSeq, a predicted model, not a curated record